Molecule: messenger RNA, 5820 nt
Organism: Phasianus colchicus (ring-necked pheasant)
Lineage: Eukaryota; Metazoa; Chordata; Aves; Galliformes; Phasianidae
Gene: MAP3K21
Product: mitogen-activated protein kinase kinase kinase 21
Biological process (GO): protein phosphorylation
Molecular function (GO): ATP binding; JUN kinase kinase kinase activity; protein binding
Source: RefSeq, a predicted model, not a curated record
UGCCGGGGCUGAGCUCGCCGCCAUGGCCGCGCCGGGCGCCGGGGCGUCGGGCUCCGGGGGGCCGUGCCCGCUGUGGACGGCGCUGUACGACUACGAGGCGAGCGGCGAGGACGAGCUGAGCCUGCGGCGGGGCGACGUGGUGGAGGUGCUGUCGCAGGAUGCGGCCGUGUCCGGCGACGACGGGUGGUGGGCGGGCAAGAUCCGGCAGCGGCUCGGCAUCUUCCCCGCCAACUACGUGACCCGGCAGCCCCGCGGAACGGCGGGCGAGGAGCCGGCGGGCAGCCUGACCGAGAUCGACUUCCAGCACCUGGAGCUGCAGGAGAUCAUCGGCGUGGGGGGGUUCGGCAAGGUGUACCGCGCAACCUGGCGCGGCCGCGAGGUGGCCGUGAAGGCGGCGCGGCAGGACCCCGACGAGGACAUCACGGCCACGGCCGAGAGCGUGCGGCAGGAGGCCAAGCUGUUCGCCAUGCUGCGGCACCCCAACAUCAUCGCCCUGCACGGGGUCUGCCUGCGGGAGCCCAACCUCUGCCUCGUCAUGGAGUUCGCCCGCGGCGGCUCCCUCAACCGGGCCCUGGCCGCCGCCGCCGCCUCCUCCGCCGCCGUCCCCGGGGGCCGCCGCAUCCCCCCGCACGUCCUGGUGAACUGGGCGGUGCAGAUCGCCCGCGGCAUGCUCUACCUGCACGACCAGGCCAUCGUCCCCAUCCUGCACCGCGACCUCAAGUCCAGCAACAUUUUGCUGCUAGAGAAGAUGGAACAUGAUGACAUUUGCAAUAAAACUUUGAAGAUUACAGAUUUUGGUCUGGCUAGAGAAUGGCACAGAACAACCAAAAUGAGUGCAGCAGGGACAUACGCAUGGAUGGCUCCAGAAGUUAUCAAAUCCUCCCUGUUUUCUAAAGGAAGUGAUAUUUGGAGUUAUGGAGUGUUGCUGUGGGAACUACUUACAGGAGAAGUUCCUUACCGUGGCAUUGAUGGCCUUGCUGUGGCUUACGGAGUUGCUGUCAAUAAGCUUACUUUGCCCAUUCCAUCCACUUGUCCUGAACCAUUUGCAAAACUAAUGAAAGAAUGCUGGGAACAGGACCCUCAUAUCCGACCAUCAUUUGCCAUAAUUCUUGAACAGCUUACUGCCAUUGAGGGGGCAGUAAUGACUGAAAUGCCUCAAGAAUCUUUCCAUUCCAUGCAAGACGACUGGAAAUUGGAAAUUCAGCAGAUAUUCAAUGAAUUGAGGACCAAGGAAAAAGAGCUUCGAUCACGAGAAGAAGAGCUGACAAGAGCAGCUCUUCAGCAAAAAUCUCAAGAAGAACUGCUUAAACGGCGUGAGCAACAGUUAGCAGAACGUGAGAUUGAUGUAUUGGAGCGUGAACUGAACAUCAUGAUAUUCCAGUUAAAUCAAGAGAAACCUAAUGUAAAGAAGAGAAAGGGCAAAUUUAAAAGAAGCCGGCUAAAACUUAAAGAUGGACACCGAAUUAGUUUGCCUUCAGAUUUCCAGCACAAAAUAACAGUGCAGGCAUCUCCUAAUCUGGAUAAAAGGAGGAGUUUAAACAGUAACAGUUCUAGUCCAUCAAGUAGCCCCACAAUAAUUCCUCGUCUUCGAGCCAUACAGUUAACUUCAGAUGAAAGCAACAAAACUUGGGGAAGGAGCACAACUUACCACCAAGAAGAGUUUGAAGAAGUGAAGAAAAAUUUUAAAAAGAGAGGUUGUACAUGGGGACCAAGUUCAAUUCAAACAAAGGAUCGUGCAGAUUGUAAGGACAAAAUAAGACCCCUUUCAGAUGGCAGCAACCCUUGGUCAACACUUGUAAUGAAAAAUCAGAAGGGUGUUCCUUUGGCUUCACUGUUUGUGGACCAAGAUGUGUGCACUGAUAAGAGACUUCUCUCUGAAAGUUUGGACAGUAGAAGACCAAAGUCAAUUAAGUUGCCAAGUCAGGCCUAUAUUAACCUACCUCUUUGGAAGGAUGAUCAAGGAGAGAAUACAGUAGAACAUGAGAGCUUUGAAGAAGGAACCUCUGCCAGUUCUACAAAUAGUACUCCUCAAAUGACACCUACAAACAGUCUGAGCAGAACACUGCAGAAGAAGAAGACUGAUUCAGUUCUUUAUGGAUGUGCAGUCCUCCUUGCAUCUGUUGCUCUGGGCUUGGAUAUUAGAGAGCUGAACAAAUCACAAGGUCCAGAUGAACUCUUGCCUAAAGAUGAGAAGAAGAAACGUGAUGGAAUAUUUCAGCGUGCUUCAAAAUUUCGCAGGAGUGCUAGCCCUACAAGACUGCAGUCCAAAAAAGAGGAAACAGGUAUUUCAUCCUUAAAUCCAGCAGCAAAUACUGUGAAUCUUCUCUCUAUGCCCUCCAUUUCCACAAAAUGCCUACUUCAGUCUGACAGUGAAGAUGCAUUUUUAAGCAGUGUGCUUGGUGAUUGUGAUCCAUGUAAUUCUAAUGACUUUUUAUCUGAAACUUACGAAAAUAAAAGAGAACAGAGAAUACAGAUGGUUCCUAAUACAGUUUCUGCACAAUUAAAAAAUCAGCCUUUUAAUCUAUGUCUGCAACAAGAACCUCAAAAAGUUCCAAAUGCUUCCUCAACAAAGUUAAGUGUGUUGGGUCAUAGACGAACCUUAUCAGAUGGGAACAAUUUUCACACCACAGCUAAUGGAUUUGCUCCAACCGAUGAUGUCUCCAAAUUGCCCGUUCUCUCAGUUACUGGAACUCUACAUUCUCCAUCUCUUCAAAGAAGAAGCAACCACUGUGGUAUUUCAACUGAAAAACAAAGAGCUAUGAAUAUUAUAUCAAGGCCUCGACCUUCUUCUGUUAGAAGUAAAAUUGAUUCAUGGCAGAUUCUUCCGCAUAUUAUAAAACCAAGCUCUAAAGACUCCAAAUGUUCAGAGGGCAGUACAGAUCCAGAUGUUCACCUCUUGCCAGACACUAAGGAAAGAACUAACUGCCACAUGCCCUCAUUACUUGAUAUUGAUGUGGAAGGUCAAAAUAGAGACUGCACUGUGCCUUUAUGUCGAAUGAAGAGCAAAACAUGCCGGCCGUCUAUAUAUGAACUGGAGAGAGAGUUUUUGUCUUGAGUGCCUUUCAUUUUAAAUAUUUUCUUAUUAAAGGAGAACAAAUAUAAAAUUCUUGUCCACCUAAUGCUUUAUGCUGCUGUUUUUUUUUGAUGUACUGUAACAGAUAGUACCAAAAUUAUUAAAGCGGGCAGCUAAUUAAGGAAGUGUGAUAGGGGCCUUUUUUAAAUGGAAUCCCAGCUAGUACCUCUAGAAGCACAAUACUUCUUAACAAAGUUGCUGAGCAUAUUUUGAAUGAUUAAAAUAACAUACCCAUCUCUUUCUGCAGUGUUACAUACAUUUUCUAUAAAUUUGAAUUAUUUUUCUGGAAAUUUAACUUUGCACAUUGAAAAACUGAAGGACAUAUGGUAACGUUGUGUAAAGUCAAGAAUUUAGCAUAAGAAGGAGUUAUCUGCAGCUAGCUUCUAUAUGCCUUGUAGAAUUGUGAAAGGGGUCAAGGGCUUAAGAUACCAGUAUAGAAAACUGUUCACUCCCCUUUAAUGGCUGGUUACAUUUCGGCAUGUUAUACUGAAGUUGGUUAAGGACCAGCAGCUGCAUUUGCAGUCUUUGCCCUUGGUGUUUGAGAGAACUUUCAACUGUGUGCAUUAGUUUCUUCAGAAAGUUUUACUGCUUAUGUAAACACUUGGGUUUCAGCCACUAUAUUGAUUUGAGAGAGUAAACUUUAAUAUUUUGAUUGGAUUAGAGGUAUUUGACAUGUUUUCUAAUGUGAAACAACAUUCCUUGUAGGUAAGGAUACACUGGAAUGUAAAUAUUUGUACUCUUAACUUUUUGAAGACUGCAGUGUUUGCACUGAAAAGAAUAUUCUUGGCUUGGGAUUUUUUUUUUUUUUUUUUUUUUUAUGAUGGAGAGGAUUAUGCCCUCUAGCCCCUCUUUAUUUUUUAAAAACUCUGCUGCACUUUUUUAUUGAGGAAAACAUUGGUGGGAUUAAGAAUGACUGUUUUGGGGGUUUAGGCGAUUCAACAGUGCAUUUUACUGCACGCAAAUUUUAGAGCAGUAAAAACUAAGCAUAUACAUUUUCACUGUAUAAUUACUGAAGCUUUUCUUCCUGAAGUUACUACUGGUAGCCCACUUAGAAAUUAAAAGGCAAAGAGAUGUGCUUGACUGCUUUUCAGAGAUACAAAAGUUUCAUAAAAUUCCAAAUAGUUAAUUGUGGUGGGAGGCUUAACCUUGAUUAAAAAAAAUAAAAAUAAAAAGCCUUAACAGUUUGUUUACAAUUUCACUAAGUGAAUAAGUAAAACCAAGUGUACAGUCUCUUUUAUUUGAUGAAAGCAUUUCUAGAAUUAAAGGAACAUCCUUUGUAUUCGAGUAUUUGAAAUCUUAACUUGCAUAUCUUUUGACAAAUAGCCUUCAUAAAUAAAAUUAGGUCACAUUAGAGCAACAUUUCCAUGUACUCCUCAGAGCAGUACUUUGCUGAGGCUUUUGUUGUUUGUUCUGGGGUCCAAGCAUUCAAGUGUUAAAUAGAAUACACGUUUACUUAAAAGCUUCAAAGCCAGGAGAUUAAAAAAGGAAAGUUUCUAUUUUAAGACUGGUAUGCAGUAGGUUGGUUACUUUGAGAAUGGUAGGUAACUAGACAUACAAAAUCAUGAAAUUCAAAUCACAUAGAGUGGAACACAGAUAAAUAUCACUACCAAAGUGAAAGUAAAAAGGAUUUCCUUUAAAUAGUAUUUUAAUCGAAAGUGAAGACGAAUAGAUUAGUUGUCUGUAAAACUACAUGGCUGCAUAGCAGAUUAUUACAUUUUGUUCAAACACUCUUAUUUCAGUAAUCUUAUUUCCUUGUCAACAUUAUUCAAGUUACGUGCUGUUCUUUGACUUUUCUUUAAAUUCAGUUUCAUCAGUACACUUCAGUAGAUGAAAUUUAUUCCAGUUUUGAUAAAAAAAAAAAGUGUUUGUAAAACUGUUGUGUGAUGCACAUGGAUCAAAUCUUGAAUCUAUUUUGCUAGUCCAUUUAUCUUCAGGGCAUAAUUAGAAACCUAGAACAUUAUGUGUAUUUCAACUCCAAUCAAUUACUCUGAUGCAACACUGAGAGCAAAGGAGUUGAUUGUAUUGUAUGUUUCUAAAGAAAGUGUCUCUGUUUUGCUUUCUAAAGGAAAAUCUCAGGUGCUCAACUAAUUUUGACUUAUAAACUUCUGUACUUUAAAGGUUUAUAUCACUUGUGGAAUUUUGCACCCUUCAUUUUGUAAUCAGAGUCAGCUUAAAAUGCUCUUUGUGGGCUAUAUUGUUUUCGCUUAUCAGUGGCUUAUCUCAUUGUUAAACAAAGACUUCUCUUUCUGUUCAGUGGAUAAUUUUGCUUGAGAACAAGUCAUAUUAUGACCAGCCCAGUGUAUUAUAAUUAAUUUAGAAGUAUGUAUUCCACCUCUCAAUCUGAGAGAGUAUAGGUAAGCCAUCUUAAUUAUUUUUCUUUUCUUUCGAAGCUUUACUCUAUAAAACUUUAUUCUUGUUUUUCAUAGUUUCAUAGGCCAGUCUUCACUGAAAUUAAAAAAGAGAAAAAGAAAAAUAUUGCAAUCGUGGUUUUGCAGUCUCUGUUCUACUUGCCACCAGAGAAGCUUUUAUGAAGUUAGAGCUAUCUGGUAUGCUUUAAGUAAUCUGUCUUGUUUGAAGUUAUAUUUAUUUCAAUGUAGGUUAAUAGUCUGACCAAAUAAUAAAUUAUGUUGAUUGUUUUAGCAUAAAACUGAAGGUGCUCACACUACAAAGAUUAAGAUAAACACUUGACAUGCUGUUUUACAAAACCUGAUGAUUAAAAUGUUUUUAUUUAAAAAAUAAAUGUUUUG